AUGGCCAACGCUGACGUCGUCGCUUAUAACAUCGCCGCCUUUAUUGCCACCCUCUUUCUGUUAGAAUUUGGCGCAGAUAAAUUCAUUGACCAUACUGCUGUUGUUGCUUAUCGCAUUAACAUUCCUGAAACCGUUAUUGGCCUGGUUACUGCUGGAGGAGAGUGGGAAGAGCUCGCUGUUGUUAUUGCAUCACUCGCAAGCAAUCGCGCGUCUCUAGCCAUUGGCAACAUCGUUGGCUCCGCUAUCUCGAACAUCCUAGGCGCAUUUUCCCUCGGCCUCUUGUUCCACGACAAGCACAAGCCGAUUCACUUCGACCGAAGCUCGCGGAUAUAUUCGCUCGUCCUGCUCGUCUUAACCACCUUCGUAGCGCCCAUCACAUAUUUUUCAACGAGGACAAUAUGGCUAGUUUGCGGCUCCAUCUUAAUCGUAUUCUUCGCCAUCUACAUUGGGUCCGUGGGGUGGGCAAUCAGUAAAGGGACUCUGACUGCUCCAGAGGACUCCGAAAGCGACGGUAGCAGCGACGAUGAGAGCAGUGACGGGGAAAGCACAACUGAUAUCGCAGAGAGGAUCCCCGCCGGCGCAGAUCGAUAUGAAGAUGAAACGAGCGGACCGGCUCGAGUCGAGCCAAAUGAACAAACGAAUCCAGAUGCCAGCUCAAUAACUCUAAGACCGCCUGGGACAAGUCACAGGAAGCGCCGCACCUUACGUUACCAUCUAUUCUACCUGUUCCUCGGUUUCCUCGCUAUCUGUCUUGCUGGCUACGUACUCUCUCACGCCGCCAUCAACAUUAUCGAUGAAUUCGGUAUUUCGGAUGUGCUUUUUGGUGUCGUCAUUCUCGCAAUCGCCACAACUCUUCCCGAAAAGUUUGUCGCUGUGAUGAGCGGGCACCGAGGCCAUGCUGGCAUUCUCGUCGCGAAUACAGCCGGCAGUAAUAUAUUCCUGCUCGCACUGUGCUCUGGAAUCGUCAUGCUUGAUACCUCGGGGAAGUUUGAACGAGGCAACGUAAGCAUCCCGGAACUAGGGGUAUUGUGGUGUUCAACGCUUGCGUUCACCGUGACAGUCUGGUUUGGCGGAAGAUUUUGUCGGUGGAUUGGAUUUGGGAUGCUGAUCGCUUAUAUUGCUUUCAUAGUGCUGGAAUUUACAGUGAUCCAUGGUGUGGCUAAUGGUAAUUAGAUACUCUAAAAUGAUCACAUACUUUACUUCC
Messenger RNA from Paraphaeosphaeria sporulosa, 1204 nucleotides. RefSeq lists its product as uncharacterized. Lineage: Eukaryota; Fungi; Ascomycota; Dothideomycetes; Pleosporales; Didymosphaeriaceae. Gene Ontology annotation, molecular function: calcium channel activity; calcium, potassium:sodium antiporter activity. Bases 1 to 1173 code for a protein of 390 amino acids. The transcript has 2 exons. Gene Ontology annotation, biological process: calcium ion transmembrane transport; intracellular calcium ion homeostasis. The record is from RefSeq and is a predicted model, not a curated record. Gene Ontology annotation, cellular component: membrane.